This is a messenger RNA of Gallus gallus (chicken), 2513 nucleotides long. RefSeq names its product G protein-coupled receptor class C group 5 member A (gene GPRC5A). Lineage: Eukaryota; Metazoa; Chordata; Aves; Galliformes; Phasianidae. Gene Ontology annotation, biological process: G protein-coupled receptor signaling pathway. The coding region runs from base 164 to 1153 and encodes 329 amino acids. The transcript is spliced from 4 exons. Gene Ontology annotation, molecular function: G protein-coupled receptor activity; protein kinase activator activity. Gene Ontology annotation, cellular component: plasma membrane; extracellular exosome; signaling receptor complex. The record is from RefSeq and is a predicted model, not a curated record.
GGGCUGCUGCUCCGCUGGGUUCACAGGAGUGGAGGUGGCUGUGUUACUGGUGUGCUAAGAGGUAACCUCUUCCAGCCGGAGUCUCCCUGCUGCCUUCUCGGGGCAGGAUCCACCAAGCUUUGAGGAAACAUUUCCUUGUGAAGUUAUUCAAGAAGACAUCAGGAUGACAACACAGCCUCCUCGAGGCUGCGGCAGCAUCCAUGCUGACUAUUUCCUACUUUGUGACAUGGAUCAGGCCUGGGGGAUUGUCCUGGAGUCGCUGGCUGCAGCUGGAGUCCUUGUCACUGUUUUCCUCAUCUGCUCCCUCUUCUUCCUCAUCUGCAAAGUCCAAGACAACAGCAAGAGGCACAUGAUCUCCAUCUAUUUCUUCUUCCUCUUAGGCAUACUUGGCAUUUUUGGCAUCACUUUUGCCUUCAUCAUUAGAAGCAAUGAGAGGAUUCGCCCCACUCGUUUCUUCCUGUUUGGAGUCCUCUUUGCACUCUGCUUCUCCUGCCUCCUCAUCCAUGCCUCCAAUCUCAUCAGACUAGUGAGAGGAAAAAAGCCCUUCUCCUGGCCAGUGUUGCUGCUACUAAUUGUUUCCUUUGCUCUGGUGCAAGUUGUGAUCAACAUUGAAUACCUAGUCACCAUGCUGGUAAAAGAUAGAAACACAUUUUUGAAUAUGGCUUCAGAGGAGGCCAACAAGGACUUUGUCAUGCUUCUGAUCUAUGUGCUCUUCUUGAUGGCUUUGACCUUCCUGGUUUCCAUCUUCACAUUCUGUGGGCCGUAUAAGAGCUGGAAGAGACACGGAGCACACAUCUUUGUCACUGUCCUGUUCUCCAUUGCCAUUUGGGUUGUGUGGAUCACUAUGCUCACAAGAGGCAACCAGUCAUUAGGGAAGACUAAUUGGGAUGAUCCUGUUGUGGCCAUUGCCCUGGUGUCCAAUGGAUGGGUCUUCUUGAUAAUGUAUAUCAUCCCUGAAAUUUGUUUCCUCACUGCCCCUCUCAAGCUGGGGGACUACCCUCCAGAAAACGACUUCUGCCAACCCACAUUCAUAAAGCAGUCGACUGGAGUGGACAACCAUGCCUAUACCCAAGAUGAAAUUGUGCAAGGAGACAAGGAAGGCACCAGAUACUCCCCGUACUCUGCUCACCUCCAGAUGAAGCCCAUGGCCUGAAUGCAUUCCCAUCAGCUGUCACACUGCAAGCUGUCAUGCAGAUCCAGAGCGGCAGCCUGCAUCACCCUGUGUGCACUCACCAGUCCUCCUCCAGCACACAGCCUGGCCAGACCCAGCAGCUCACGCCAUGUCCUCCCAUGUCCUCUGGUGACACAUCUCGAUAACUGGUUUGCCGUACCAGGAUCCUCCUCUACAGUGCCAUCAGUCACACUCUUGGGAAACCUCCCGUUCCGUUUCUCCCUUCCUUGUGUGUUUUUAGUUUUAUUCUAUUGCUUCUUCCGUCUUUUAAAAGUAAAAACUGCCUCGCUUCCUUUCCAGACCCUUGACGCAAAGAAUGAUUUCUCCAUCCCUCGGGCCAAGGCCCACCCGAGCCCAUACCAUGACUACACUGGUGGGAAAGGCCCCAUGUAGCAGCUGUGCGGGGAGCAAAGAGACUGAGGGCCACGCGGGGACAGGUGUGCUGAUCCCACAGAAGAGACAGACUGAGACCCACACUGGCAAUGCUGACAACGAGAGGCCCUGUUUUCCCUCAGUUUUUCCACCGGCACCCUUCUCAUUCCUGGAAGACAGCUCUCAGGCACGGCCCGGGCAAUGGUUUCUACCUGGGACGGAGCUCGUCCUGGGGAGAGCAUGCCCUGGCCUAUUUCCAGCAGGAAUGCUGCAGGGCUAGAGCAGCAGGAAGAUCACCAGCUGGGCCCACGGCCUGCUCUGCCCCAGAUUGGCCCACGUGUCUGCCUGGGCCCCGCAUCUGGCAGGAGGAGAGAAAGGAGCAGCAGCACCAGCGCUCCAUGGCCCAACUGCUGCCCACCUGCAACUGUAGGUACAGGCAUUGAAACACCCCCACCUGUUUGCCCUGACACAUUUUCUACUCUCUUGAGCAUCACCCACCUCCCUGGCUCCGAGCCAUGACCAGCGGAGCACCCCCAGGAGCUGCCAUACCCCACAGGCCCUCCCAACCACCCCAACCUGUGGGAGCCUGCAGUCAAAACCCCCCCCUUUUGCAGCUGCCUGCAGUGCCCCCAUCCCGAGCUCUGCCUCCUCCCGAGUGUUUCUGCGGCAUUAUCACCAACAUUUCUCCAGCAGCCAGGUUACGGAGGAUUUGCUUUGUCCCAGGGAUGAGUGCACACGAGCGUAUGCACGCGUGUGCCCGCCCAUGUGCUGCAAGGACUGCGCCCUGCAGAGCUGAAUCACUCCGCAUCCUGCUUUGCAUUCAGCAAAUAGCUUUCUGUGGUGUUUCGUAUAUAGACACACAGAGCUCUCCAAGUGGGUGUGUGUGGUAUGCUGGCAUCUGACACAGCUAUGUAUUUAUUUAGUUCUUUGUAUAUGGGAUAUUUAAUUAAUAAAAACAGCCUGACUUCGA